AUCACAACACACUUCAAGCUUUUUCCCCAAAAAAACACAUACAUAGAUAGCAACAGCCCCUACCACACCUAUUCACAUGAAGCCCAUUCAGCGCAACAUGUCUUUCCUCCUCCGCACGGCAAGCUUCGCAGCACCAACAAUCGCGCGCUUCACCACACCCAUUUCCCAACGAGCUUUCAGCACAGCGCCCCAUAUGUCCUUUAACAUCGACUCCAAAUUCCUGUCCCAAACCACCGCCGCUGAGAAGGCUCUUACCAACAAGGAGGGUCCCAUCACCGACGGCCCUACCGCUCGCGCCCAGAAACAUGUCGGCCAGCAACUCACUGCUCAGAUCAUUGGCGAGAUCAACGACGCCGAGAAUACCAUCACUGGUUCUUCUCAACCCACCAAGGGCGGUCCAACAGCCGUGGCCCAGAGCAUCCUGGCCAACGAGGUCGGCGCUGGCAAGAACAACAACUACAACGAUAACAACACAUCAAACAACUCCGAGAAGCACACCGGCAAGCUCGACUCGUUGACCAUCCACAAGAUCACCGAGGCCGAAAAGAACAUCACAGGCCAGCAACCUGUCCAGGGCGGCCCCACAGCGAAAUCACAGCAGCACGCCAACGAGCCCAUCACGAGCGAGGCGCUGCAUGACAUCACUGAGGGUGAGAAGAAGAUCACUGGCGGCAAGCGUGUUAAGGGUGGUCCUACAUCGCAGGCUCAGAGCGAAUUGGGCAAGAGCCGGUCUUGAACGCAUAUGCACGUGCACUGACUUCUCGACCCGGUACUAAAACAUAGCG
Molecule: messenger RNA, 785 nt
Organism: Didymella exigua CBS 183.55
Lineage: Eukaryota; Fungi; Ascomycota; Dothideomycetes; Pleosporales; Didymellaceae
Exons: 1
Coding region: 77-736 (219 amino acids)
Source: RefSeq, a predicted model, not a curated record